AUGUUGUCUACACAAGAGGUCUCCGAACGAACCGGCCCGCCUCGGCGAAGAGAAUCCGAGGAACGACGAUGGAACGACCACACCCCUGUCGACAAAGAUGAAUACGUGAAAGGCAUGAUUGUGAACUUCCCUGAUGUGGUUCUUUGCGAAGCGAAUGACCCCAAUGCUGUCCAGACGCAGUUUGGCUGGUUUUGUUUCAAGACGAGAUACGGUAUCGUCAUCGACAACACCACCGAACUUGAGGUCCUAAAGCUCGGCACUUCCGGAGGACGCGGACCAUUAUUGAAGCCCAUACAAGUCCGCGUGAAUUGCUUCGGUCUCAAGAAAGCAGAAGAUGCAGAAUACUACUGCUGGGACGAAGAGCUGGGCAGAAAGGUCGCGUGCACCCCAGAAAAAGGCGUCUAUGACAUAGAAGUAGGUUGCCCAUACCAACCCAAGACGGGCGCCUUUGGAAAUGUCUUAGACGUUAUUCCCCUCCCACAUGACUCUCGUAUCGAAGUGUGCGGAGAGAUCGGGGAAGACGUCCUCAACGCGAUUCUUAAGAAGCGCAAUCGAAGACUUCUACAGAAACAAAGCACGAGCACCCCCAAAGACAUGUGGAUUGAGGAAUUGGAGGCACGACUAGACAAGGACAAGCACAGUCACCAAGAUAUAGACGACAAGGUCCGCCCAGAGAAGACGAAGCAGGAUCAGCAGCUCAGUCAAAAUAGCCAACAGGGUGCUCAGCUCCAUGACCAAGGCCUACAAGGACGAGGUGUCAAUGGAGGCUCCCGACGCCGAGCCCCCGACAGUGACACUACAAUGAGGACGGCCCCUACCAAGCGCGCAAAGACCGAUAUCAGCAUGCUCACACCCGCCCCCGCGAUUCGAGACAGCAGCCAGGCCGGAGCAAUCAACGGGCAGCGCAACAGUUCGCGAUGGCGCGGCCCGUCUUACCAGCUUCCGCCUGACCGCGUUAACGGAGCUCGACGCUUUACAGGACCUGGUAGCAACGACGGUAGCAACCGCCCCCCGCAAAAUGCUCCACGACAACCACGCCGAGGCAACUCACGCCCUAGUCGACGGUCCUCUGGGAGCCAUGGUAACAUCAUUGAGGACCAGGCGCGAGCCAAUGGACGUCCAGAGCCGGCCCCAGGCAAUGAUGAUCGAAGCACCGAGACCCGGCGCUUGAUCGUCGAGGCGCAAGGCAGCCGUGGAGCGAAUAUGUCUUCCGCAGCCAACUCGACGAUUGCCGACUACGAAUACCAGCCACUAGACCAUGCGACACAGCAAAUACGACUUGUCACGCUUCUGGAUCCGCUGGAGAACGACGACGCUAUACGUCUCGACAUCGAAGUCUUCGAAAUCUCGGAAGCCCCGCCAUACACAGCCUUGUCAUAUGUUUGGGGUCGACCACCAUCAAAUCACGACGUCUACAUCGCAAAUGGAAGGCUUGAAAUCCGCGAAAAUCUGUUUCAGUUUCUCACGGAGUUCCGGAAAUGCCGCGACAAGACGCCCUCAGAUCGAUAUCUUUGGAUUGAUCAGCUGUGCAUUGAUCAGUUGAGUACUGCUGAGCGCAAUCAUCAGGUGCAGAUGAUGAGCGAUAUCUACAGCAAAGCUACGUCAGUUAUUGCUUGGUUGGGCGACGGAUCUGAGAAAGCCUGCGCGCCGCCCGAACUUCUCGCCGAACGCGGAUGCGGUAAGUUCGAUAACAUGUACGAUGCCGCAUGUGCAUGGAAGGAUGUUGGAGAACAAGCAGCAGUGACAGACUUGGACGUUUUCGUGGUCAUGCUUGUCCGAUCACCGCAGUAG
Messenger RNA from Alternaria triticimaculans, 1791 nucleotides. RefSeq lists its product as uncharacterized. The record is from RefSeq and is a predicted model, not a curated record. NCBI's taxonomy places the organism in Eukaryota, Fungi, Ascomycota, Dothideomycetes, Pleosporales, Pleosporaceae. The coding region runs from base 1 to 1791 and encodes 596 amino acids. The transcript is spliced from 5 exons.